AGACGAAGAAGCGUUACAGUCAGGAAACGUUAACACCGGUUCAGUUGUCUGGGAAACCCGCCAUGUAUGAACUCUCCGAAUUUUGAGUGCUGUUUUAUUUCACGGCUGUCCCUGGGUAGUUUUAGCUUUUUGAGACAGAGAGGAGGAAGGCGCUCGCAAACAAGUCGCUGAAGUGGAUGAAUGUUGAGCGGGGUUGAAUCCUGUAACGUUGCUGAGGUGAACGGUGGCUUUAUCGAGAAUGACCCAACAAGCUGCAGCUCUGCAGACCUACAACAAUGAACUUGUUAAGUGUAAGUUUCAAGCUUUUAUUCUUACUUUGAAGCUACUGUGAUACUGUUCGUAAAUGUAUUCCAUGUAAAGACAGUUUAAGGUGAACGUACUCUGAAUUAAUCCAGUUAUUCUCCUUCUACCUGCUGUUUGACAAAUGGGAUGGUGCAGGUCAAUCUGAUUAUCCUGCUCAGAUUAUGUUGUCUCUAUCACCUCCAAAUCAGCCUUCAACCCUGUACAGUUCACAUCAGGUCAACUAAAGGUCCAACUACUAUUUCUGUGUAAUAUCAAGAGGUUAUCUAUUCUGCAACGUAGGGGAGAGUGGGGUAAGUUGAGCCACCCUCUGUUGCUUGGAAAUGGUAAAAGAAAUUGAUAAUGUGACCAAAUAUUUAGGAGAUGGGCAUCAAUUCAUUGAGUCUGUGAAGGUUGGAAGCACAAAAGUGAAGGGGUUUGACAUUUAUUUACAAAAAAAAAACGUUUUUCAAUCUUGAAAGUGAAUUUAGUCUGUCAUACAUUUUAUUAGAAUUGUGUUCAGACCAAAAAAGUUGGAAUGUUGGAAUCUAUGAGUUACAACAUGAGGUCCAAAAGCUAGCAUAAAAGUCCACCAUUUUAGAUUAGAGAACUCAUAAAGUCAUAAUAGUAGACAAAUAAUAAACAAAUAUGAAAAAUGGCUCAUCUUACCCCUCUCUCUCUCUCUGGUAAAGACUGAAAUCUACUUCAUGUAAAAACCUCUCAGUAGAUGAUAUAAAGCAAACACAUUUUGACCAUCCUUUGAUAUAGAGCUUCUAGUCAUAAAGUAACAUCCAGUCUCAGCAUCAGCUCACAAUGAUCUGUCACCAGCCUAAACUGAUACAGAAAGUCUCUGCUUUCCACUUCUCCAUUAGGUAUUGAGGACCUGUCCACCAAGAGGGAUGAGCUGAACCGUCAGAUCAAGCAGGAGGAAGAGGAGAAGGAGCGGCUGCAGCAUGACAUACGUAUCCUCUCAGAAAAGCUGAACAGAGUCGAGGAGAGCCUGGCGCAAAGACUAGUUGCCCGUGCCACUUUUGAUCGCACCAUUGCGGAGACUGAAGCCGCAUACACCAAGGUGAGGAGGGCCUGGCUAAAUGUCUGUAUUUUCAACAGGUGUGAUGUGCGAAUGACAGGGUUUCGGUCCACUAAAUGUGUAAUUGUGAUUAUAGUUUUGACAAAGGGAGAAGUCAGUUGUGUGUUCCUGGGAACGUUUUAUGCUUAGACAAUCCAGAUGAAGGUUAUAUAAGUGGUUUUAUAAGAUUUUGUUCAAAGAGUGUAAAAACAAAUCUUUCUGUUUAAUGUAAUGUAUAGAGCACUACAUUAAGCCAUGCAUGCAUGUUUCAAAUAGUUAUCCUUGACUUAAGGUAAAGAAAGAUUAAAGGAGAUUUAGUCUAAAAUAAAUAACAAAUUUUCCCAUUAUGUGAUUCAUCUCGGCAGUUGUAGCUUUUAAAGUUGUUUCAUUUGUCAGAGUUUUACAUCCAUACAUCAGUUUUGUGUGCAGGCUAAGAUAGAUGAAGGUGUUAGUGACAAUUGAACAUCGGUUUUGUGUUAUGAAAAAGUUCAUCAAACUUGCGGUGAACCUAGCCUAACAAGUAGUGGAUUCUGUUUUACAAUGUUAAUGCUAAGACGACCACUGAGUUUACAUUGUACUGAAUGUAUAUUUUUACUCAAUUACACAAUACUACAGCCUGAUUCCAAAUAUCAAAGCAUGGUUAAAAAUGGGUAAUACUCAUACAACUUUUGUCAAAUAUAAUAUUUGACUCACACUCUGUGUUUUGGUCUCUUUAGCCGGUGAGGAACCAUUACGUUGUCCUUCUGCUGCAGCUGCACCCCCACUCACUGAUGCUGAACUCCCUGCGCCCUCAUACUAAUCAGAGCAAACAAGCUCUCCAGAGCUGCCCUUAUUAAAAAACAACAUGACAGUCAGCAGUACCGGAGCCUCCUUUAGAUUAUGUUUUUGUAGAGACCUCACUGUAUGUAAUGCAGGCGUUUUCACUUCUUCUAAAACCUGCAGUUCCUCCUGUUUUUUUACAUGAUGUAUAUUUUGUUUCCCCCUAUAGAUCCUGGAGAGUUCUCAGUCUCUUCUGAGCGUCCUGAAGCGAGAGGCAGGAAACCUCAGUAAAGCCACAGAGCCCCGGAGGAAGGAGCAGUAAUGGCGACUGAACACUCAUUUUGACCACAAAAACUCACUUUACUCUGCCGUAAACAAAGGUUAUCCUUCUUUCUGAACUUUUUGUAAUAUAUGUAACAGAUUUAUUGUAAGUUUCUCGUUCAAAUUAAAGUGUGUCUUAUGGCUCAUGAUUGUUUCUCUGAGAACAGGGGACUUCUUUAAACAUUCAUCUUGUGAUUUCAACUCCUAUUUUAUUUUGGACGGGUUAAAAAAAACAAGACCAGUGUUUCAUAUUUUAAAAAUUAAAAGAGGGGAAACUUCAUCAACAUUUGAACUUUAUUAGAAUUUAGUUAUUUUCCAUACUUGGAGUGCUGAUUGAGUUUUGACUCACCUACACUUACCUUCCUUCUCUGUGGAUGUUGGUAAAGUUGUGCCUGAACCCUCUGCUCUGCCCAUGAUAUAAACAACACAGUGUUUCCAUUUGUUCAAGUCUAUUUAUUGAGCUUUCAUUUGUACAAGUAUGACAUCACUUUUUUGUUUCUUUUUUGCCCAAAUCUUUGACAAUAACUUUACAGUAAGCACAUCUGCUGAGAUGUAUAAAUUUACAGACGGAGGGGAAAGUAAUGGAGGAACAGGAUGAAGCUUUUACCACAGAGUUGCUACAGCGUGACCGAUACGACCUGUUCACUUUGCAACAGGAGUUGACAGAUAUGGAAACACUGCAUUAAAGAGGCCACAUGUACACUUAA
Messenger RNA from Xyrichtys novacula (pearly razorfish), 3135 nucleotides. The record is from the annotation of a GenBank genome assembly. NCBI's taxonomy places the organism in Eukaryota, Metazoa, Chordata, Actinopteri, Labriformes, Labridae.